CCGACUGGAGGUUUACUCAGAGUAACUUUUUCCAGCUAACAGCUGUCAGAGAGUCGUUUAUGUCUGCCAUAUUUGUCUAUAAGUAGCGCUCGGCUUAACUUUAAGAGUGUUUUAAUAAAUGUACAGAGCAGCGAAGAAGAGAAGACCAUCCAGCGAAUGAGUGUCCGGACACUUUCAUCCACGUCUUCAGCUGGGAUCCAGACCGACAGACUCCCUGGUUGUCUGCUGAAUCGCACAAAGAGUCCUCCAAGAUGGUGUUGUCCUCACCACACUCCUACGGACUUAAGUAUAUGUCUCUGGGGGUGCUGGUGCUACAGACUACCUCACUGGUGCUCACCAUGCGCUACUCCCGCACCCUGAAGGAAGACGGCCCGCGUUACCUGGCCUCCUCUGCUGUGGUGUCGACCGAGGUGCUCAAGAUCCUCGUCUGCACCCUCCUCGUCUUCAAGGAGAGCAAUUUCAGUCCACGGCUACUGAAGGAGGAGAUUGUGAACAAACCCGUGGAGACCAUGAAGCUGGCGAUUCCUGCAGGGAUCUACACGCUGCAGAACAAUCUGCUCUAUGUUGCCUUAUCCAACCUGGACGCAGCCACCUAUCAGGUCACAUACCAGCUCAAGAUCCUCACCACAGCGUUGUUUUCUGUCUCUAUGCUGGGGAAGAGGUUGGGCUUCUACCAGUGGCUCUCCCUGCUCGUACUAAUGGCUGGAGUCACUCUAGUGCAGUGGCCCACAGAGUCUGAAGGUGACUCUGAGCAGAAGAUCCUGACAGCAGGCUCCCAGUUUGUGGGACUGAUGGCUGUGCUGAUGGCCUGUGUGUCCAGUGGCUUCGCUGGCGUUUACUUUGAGAAAAUCCUCAAGGAGACCAAACAGAGUGUGUGGGUCCGCAACAUACAGCUGGGUUUGUUCGGCUCUGUGUUUGGCUUCUUAGGAAUGAUGGUUUAUGACAGCCAGAGGGUGAGCGAGUCGGGAAUGUUCCAGGGCUACAACACCAUCACCUGCACGGUCGUUGUCUUACAGGCUCUGGGCGGGUUGGUCAUAGCAGUGGUCAUUAAAUAUGCAGACAACAUCCUGAAAGGAUUCGCCACCUCUCUGUCCAUCAUCUUGUCCACAGUCAUUUCAUAUUUCCUGUUGGAGGACUUUAACCCUACAAGUGUAUUCUUCCUCGGGGCAAUGCUGGUUAUUGCUGCCACAUUUCUUUACAGCAUGGAGAGCAAACCUGCCAGCGGCAGCGCUGUCAAAGUAUAAACAGAUACCUCUGUGAAGAACUCUUCCUUACAGACGUAACGAUGGUACCUGACAGAGACAAGAGCAGGACUCUGUGAACUGUGUCAGCGAGUCUGGCACGAGGAAAUUAAGAAUGCAGGAAAUCCGAUAAAACCUGUUACUGCCAAACAACCACAGCUGGAGAUGGUUGAGGCUGAAUGUACCCACUCCUCUCCUCACGCUGGAAAAAUGCUGCUUUGCACAAACGAUGGGGGGUCAGUAAUAUGAAAAACAUUUGCUUUAUGUAUUUUUUAAAGGGGUUUUUUUAAGAAAUACGAACAGGAGUACAGUGGAGCAAACUUUACACGUCAACAAACAUUGUUGCAGUAAAACUAAUAUGCUGUAUGACAAUUAUCUGUCAGAUGUACUGUAAGAACAAUUUACAGAGACCAGGAGGAGAUUAUGAAGGCCUUGUGGAUAUUUGGGAAAAGAUUUUUAUAUAUUUAAAUAUAUUGUAUUUAUGUUUUGUGGGAUAUGGGAUGUUUUUACUUAACAGAAGGGCAUUAAUGGUGCUGGUAUCGCCUGUCUCAAAGAGAGGAAAAUCCUCAACAGAGCUUCCAUCUAGUGGUGGAAUGAGGCGCAAACUUGCUGCAAAGAGGAGGGGUUACCUUUGGUCAAAGAUGCUGAAUGUCCUUUUUAUAUGAGAUAAGAUAAGAUGGCAUAUGACUGCUUUGACCUUGCUGCUCACAGUCUGAGUAUUUUUUUUAUCAAAAACAUUCAUUGUUCUGUUAUUUAAAUGCAAAAUUGAGGCCUUUUGUGAGAACAAAUGAAUAAAUUAAAGCAUUUUGUGUU
Messenger RNA from Epinephelus lanceolatus (giant grouper), 2054 nucleotides. RefSeq names its product solute carrier family 35 member A3b (gene slc35a3b). Gene Ontology annotation, cellular component: Golgi membrane. NCBI's taxonomy places the organism in Eukaryota, Metazoa, Chordata, Actinopteri, Perciformes, Serranidae. Gene Ontology annotation, molecular function: pyrimidine nucleotide-sugar transmembrane transporter activity. Gene Ontology annotation, biological process: pyrimidine nucleotide-sugar transmembrane transport. The record is from RefSeq and is a predicted model, not a curated record.